Molecule: messenger RNA, 1183 nt
Organism: Mollisia scopiformis
Lineage: Eukaryota; Fungi; Ascomycota; Leotiomycetes; Helotiales; Mollisiaceae
Product: 3-oxo-5-alpha-steroid 4-dehydrogenase-like protein
Exons: 2
Coding region: 8-913 (301 amino acids)
Biological process (GO): polyprenol catabolic process; dolichol-linked oligosaccharide biosynthetic process
Cellular component (GO): endoplasmic reticulum
Molecular function (GO): 3-oxo-5-alpha-steroid 4-dehydrogenase activity
Source: RefSeq, a predicted model, not a curated record
GCCUUCCAUGAGUUUGUACAUAAUGGACCCCUCGACUAUUUGCAAGCUGUUCUUUGGUCUGGGGACUGCUGUCGAUCUUGGAGGCACUUUAAUACCUUCGUUCAGGGAGAGUAUCAUGAAUUAUGGUUCUCGCGGGAUCAAUACUCGGCCAACUAAUGCUGACGAUUCCAAAUCCAGGCUCAAAAGGAUCUUCGAAUAUAUUGCCGCUAUUCAAGUCCCUCAUACCUGGUUCACUCACUACUACAUCGUCUCCGUGGCUUCUUCGAUAUUCUGGGCUCACCAGAUAUAUACACAUGGGCCAGCUUUCGAGUAUCUCGUCUCUCAUUCAAAACACGACCCGGAAGGAGUGACCGUCAACCAGAUAUUCAUGGCAUGGCUUUUCAUGGCUCUUCAAGGCUCUAGGCGUCUGUACGAAUCUAUCACACUCACGAAGCCUUCAAAGUCAAAAAUGUGGGUUGGACUUUGGUUGAUCGGUAUUGCAUAUUACGUUUUCAUGGGAAUUUCUGUCUGGAUUGAAGGAAUUGAAAUUUUAAAUCAGAGCGACGUGGAAGUAAAGCUGUCGAAACCAUCUGUCAAGACCCUUCUUGCGGCUCCGCUCUUUCUUCUAGCAUCUGGGGUCCAGCAUGAGUGUCACAAGCAUCUUGCUAGUCUCAAGAAAUAUACUCUCCCACAGCAGCGUUUCUUUAGAUACGUUGUUUGUCCACACUAUACCAGCGAAUGCCUGAUAUAUGUAGCUAUAGCAAUCGUGGCAGCCCCCAAAGGUUAUCUCCUGAAUAGGACGGUACUCGCGGGUCUUGGAUUUGUGGUUUCGAAUCUUGGUGUAACAGCAGACUCGACAAAGAAGUGGUAUGUAGAGAAGUUUGGGGCUGAAAAUCUUGCUGAAAGAUGGCGUAUGGUGCCAUAUGUCUAUUGAGUGCAUCAGCGUUUGCCAAACAUGCUGCCCAAUGUACCACCAAGCUUCGACACCUUUAGGACGUCCCUGUAUGUGAGACUAAGCCGGGUCCUCCGUUCAGAUCGAUGAUUCUGGAUGUUAGAAGAUGUCCGCAAGAGAUCCCAGUUUGCUACAGUAGAUGAGCCAAGAUCUACGUCAUCUGUAACGUUUGCAAUACCGUGCAUAAAGUCCGCAUAUAUUUGGUCCGUUGUGAUAAGAAGACUGCGAGGUUCCUGUAAGAUCUUCCACUUU